Dreissena polymorpha is the source of this 2316-nucleotide messenger RNA. RefSeq lists its product as uncharacterized. Bases 57 to 365 code for a protein of 102 amino acids. The record is from RefSeq and is a predicted model, not a curated record. Lineage: Eukaryota; Metazoa; Mollusca; Bivalvia; Myida; Dreissenidae. The transcript is spliced from 5 exons.
AUAAUAAUUUUAGGUUGUAACAGUUUUCCCAAAGUGUUCAAUAGAUGGAAUAGUGAAUGCUAUUGAUAUAUUUGCUGAUGCUCAAGAAGGAGAUGUUCCAUCAAUAUCUAACAGUAUUAGUGAACCAGUCCAAGGGGCAUCAUGCCCAGCAAGAGAAGUAUCCAGUGAGCCAGAAACAGAAAGAAAAGCAUCAGUGUCUGAAAAAAUCAAGAAAAGACAGAAAAUGGAAGCUCAUUCACAUGGACUGCAUCCUGUGGUUCCUUCACGUUGAACGUUAUGCACAGAUUAUGCAGCUUCAUACAGGCCACAACAACAUGAGCACUUUUUGUAGGGUUGAAUGGAAGUACACCACCAGAUUUGUGUAGGCAUCUGUUAAAACAAAUUAUGCUUACAUAAAAAUGACCUUCUUAGUUAAUUAUGAAACAUUGUAAAAACUUAAAGAGACCAUCAACCACAAAUGACGAAAAAAUAAAAGUUGUAAAAUAACGAAAUUUUGCAAUUAUUAGUUUAAAUUGAUAAAAAUAUCACGACUGGUAUAUAAUUUAACAAAAGACGUGAGUGGGUACAUAAAUGUAUAACCUCGGCGCUUCACUGUACGCUAAUUGUAAAAGAUCGAUAGCCACAACACGGUAAAACGCGCGAUGGUAAAACAUAAAAUGUGUAUUUCUUGUGUUUAACUCGCUAUAAAUCCAUUAAUAACAACGGGAAUACACUAAAAGUUAUAUUUUUUUGAAAGAGGAAUUAAUAAGCAACAAGAUAACUUGUAAACCAAUAAAAUCGGAUGAAUAGUUUUUGCAUAAGAUUGAAUUUACUACAGUAAGGGUCAAAUACUCGAUUCAUCGCCGUGAUUAGUUCUAGUACUACGAUCGAAGAAAAUGAUUAAAUCGUGGUAUUUUUAUCAACUAUAACGAACCUUUGAGCAGAAAAUGUGGUGUUUACUAUUGAGCGAUAAGGGAAAUUAUUGAUUCACUCUCUGUUCUAAAAUAUGCUAGUCAGCGUUUGUGAGUACCUACCGCGCGUGCUCAAUUAUUGGAAAACCUGGACUGGAGAAUUCCGUAUAAUGACUAUUAUUGAAAAAUAUAUAUCGCUUAAAAACACAAAAUACUUAAACUCGCAAUUGUAAUAUUUUCAUUAAAAAAAACAACAGCAUGUAAAUAUCAUUGAGAGUUGGUAGAACCGCCACUCCAUAUGACGAUCUUUAUCUAUUUAACAUUGGAUUACCGGCAUUGUUCUCAAAGAUAAGAUGCCCGCAUUGAGUGGCAUGUUUAUGACACUUGUUCAGACUGAUAAUCAAAUACCCGUUGAGGGAGCACUGAAUUGUUGGUUAUUGACAAUUUAAAGCGUGUGUCAUUAAUUGAUUGUUGUCCAAGCACCACUUUGUGCGUUAGCUGUCAAGUUAAUCAAAGGAAUUUAACGCAGUAAAUAUGUUUAAUAAUGUCUUACGACUUUAAUUAAAUUAUUAUUUAUUAAAUAUGAAAUUGCAGUACAUAAAUAUGUACGUUGUAGUUUUUUCAUAGGUAAAUAAACAAAACACUGUUUAAAAAACAUUAAGAGUUUCGAAGUUCUAUAAUCAUUUAAACCAUAUCUGUUUAGCGAUACUAUAUUCCAUCACCCCUAAAGAAGUUUAUUUUGUUUUACCAAGUUGUUUCAUUUCACUGAUAUUGUUCUAAAACUUCUCAUUUGAUUAACUUUUUACCAUUAACUUUUUGUGUGAAUAUAACAGAUCACUUCGUUUAUUCGAGUAUACAUUAUACACAAUAAGGAUAUACAGCAAAUCACAAUUAUAAACUGAAUGAGUCGUAAUUAUUAUACAUUUAAUAAAUGUAUUUACAAUAAAGCAACACUAUUAUUUUUUUAAUAAAUCAGGAUCGCCAAAUGUUUUCACAUUUCGUUUUCUACGAAUAGUAAGCGCUAUAGCUACCAUAACUUACACCUGUUUUAUCACAAUUACAUUAUGAAGGAAUGAAAUACAUUGUUUAAUACUCAUGCUAUUAAAAUUAACGGUCAAUUGCCUCAAAUAUAUAUGUGUAUACCGGCUUUAUGACACGCUUAUAAAAGAUACUUGUAUCGAAUUUAUUGGAUUGUGCUUAUCAAGUCAAAAAAAAUCAUAAUCUAACUCUCAAUUAAUUUUGUUUGACUGCAUGCUGUUGUUUUUGUUUUUUGUCGAGUGCACCGGGAUUGUCUCCCAUAUGGCCAUCGCCCCCAGAAAGACGUGUUAGUUGGUUACGGGGGAUAGUGCAAGAUACAGGGGAUACCCCGUUCCAGGGGUGACCCUGGGUCUUUUAGUGCCCGGUGUAUAGCACCUAGUACACUGCA